CAUAUCAAAUAACAGGGGUGGAGUGACAUCUCAGAUCUUCUACCUGUGGUCAGGGUAGGCCAAGCAAGGGUAGUACACUAUGCUCUUUGCUGUGAUUUUUUUUUUUUGUGUGUAAGCUGGUAGUGUCUUUCUUUCCUGUAGGAUGCUGAUGACUGAGAGCCCUGUCAAGGAGAAGGGUGUCCACUGCAGUGGCAGCACGGAGGGAGGACUUUGCCAUGCUGGUGGAGUCUAGAGUCCUGUCCUCGCAUAGAGGUGCUGGCAGGUUCCUGAGGACCUGGCCUGUCUGUCUUGGGUGUGUGCAGCUGCCGGAAGGGGAGGCUCCCCUGAGGACAUAUUGACAGCCCCCUGCCCUCUCUGUGCCCUAGCUGCCUAAAGAUUUUCAGCCCUGGACACUGGGAGCCAGGACCCCAGGACUGACCACACGCCCUGCCUCUGCAGCCAUACCUCAUUAGUCCUAAUGUACUGACUGGAAGGGAGGGGGUGGACAUGGAAGGAGAGGAGAGGCUCCCAGGGGCUCUCAGCUGCCCGCUGCUGAUUGGCCCUGCCCUCCCUUCUCCUCGGCAGGGUGCCAGAAAGCUGGAACUUUGCUAUCUGGGUAAUUAGCUUCAGACCCUGGACUGAGGCCGGCCAGGUCUUAGGGCUACUUCCCACAGGCUGUGCACCCUGACCCCAAGAGGGAGGUGAGGCGCUGCUUGUAGAGAGGCCCUACUAGCUAAACAGCUGAGGUGCCAGGCCUCCCUGGGGAGUGGGUGAAGGUGUCCCCUACACUGCCCUCCUUGCCUGGGCUGUGCUCCUCAGGGCCUGGGCCUGGUCACAGCGUGGGGCCUCCUGACCCAGCCUUGCCAAGGGCAAAGGGCACCAGGCCUUGGGAAGGGGAUGCCCCCAAGGGAGACAGUCCAGCCAGCUGCCCCACCCCUCAGGCCCAGCCUGGCCCCCAAAUCCCCCACUGUGGUGCUCCAAGCAGCCCUGUGGGCAGGCAUCCCCCACAAUGGCCGAGCACCUGGAGCUGCUGGCAGAGAUGCCCAUGGUGGGCAGGAUGAGCACUCAGGAGCGGCUAAGGCAUGCCCAGAAGCGACGUGCCCAGCAGGUGAAGAUGUGGGCCCAGGCUGAGAAGGAGGCCCAAGGCAAGAAAGGCCAUGGGGAGCAGACACAGAAGGAGGCAGCUGUCCAAGGGCUUCGGAAGCAGGUCCUCUUCCCUGCUAGCAUUGCCCUUCUGGAAGCCGCUGCCCGAAAUGACCUAGAGGAAGUCCACCAGUUCCUUAGGAGUGGGGUCAGCCCUGACCUGGCCAAUGAGGAUGGUCUGACUGCGCUGCACCAGUGCUGCAUCGAUGACUUCCGAGAGAUGGUGCAGCAGCUCCUGGAGGCCGGGGCUGAUGUCAAUGCCCGUGACAGUGAGUGCUGGACACCGCUGCAUGCUGCAGCCACUUGUGGCCACCUGCACCUGGUGGAACUCCUCAUUUCCCGUGGUGCAGAUCUUCUGGCAGUCAACACUGAUGGGAACAUGCCCUAUGACCUGUGUGAGGACGAGCAGACCCUGGACUGCCUCGAGACUGCCAUGGCCAACCGUGGUAUCACCCAGGACAGCAUCGAGGAGGCCCGGGCGGUACCAGAGCUGCGCAUGCUAGAUGAUCUCCGGAGCCUGCUGCAUGCUGGGGCUGACCUCAAUGACUCCCUGGACCAUGGGGCCACACUGCUGCACAUCGCCGCUGCUAAUGGGUUCAGCGAGGUGGCUGCCCUGCUUCUGGAGCACGGAGCCAGCCUGAGCGCCAAGGACCGUGAUGGCUGGGAGCCACUGCACGCUGCGGCCUACUGGGGCCAGGUGCAGCUGGUGGAGUUGCUUGUGGCACACGGGGCUGACCUAAACGGAAAAUCCCUGAUGGAUGAGACACCCCUUGAUGUGUGUGGGGAUGAGGAGGUGCGGGCCAAGCUGCUGGAGCUGAAGCACAAGCAGGAUGCGCUUCUGCGAGCCCAGGGCCGUCAACGCUCCCUGCUGCGCCGCCGUACCUCCAGUGCAGGCAGCCGUGGGAAGGUGGUGAGGCGGGUGAGCCUAACCCAGCGCACCAACCUGUACCGCAAGGAGCACGCCCAGGAGGCCAUUGUGUGGCAACAGUCACCACCUACCAGUCCAGAGCCACUGGAGGAUGAUGAGGACCGGCAGACAGAUGCUGAGCUCCGGCUGAGGCCCCCAGAGGAGGAGGACCCCGAGGUGGCCAGGCCACACAAUGGUCAAGUAGGAGGCCCCUCAGGGCGUCACCUAUACUCCAAGCGGUUAGACCGGAGUGUCUCCUAUCAGCUGAGCCCCCUGGAGAGCACCACCCCUGAUACCCUUGUCCGAGACAAGGCCCACCACACCCUGGCACAGCUCAAGCGCCAGCGAGCUGCCGCCAAGCUUCAGCGAACUGCUCUUGAGGGGCUGGAGGCCCCUGAGCAUGGCCUGCCUUCUGACACCGAGACCUCACAGCCUGACUGUGGCUUCAGGGCAACUGGAGACCCACCCCUGCUCAAGCUCACAGCCCCCUCAGAGGAGGCCCCUGUGGAGAAGAGGCCAUGCUGCCUGCUCAUGUGAAAGGCCAUUGUCUCCAGGCCUGAGGCUGCCUCACAGCCCUGCCCUGGAGACGACUCACUCCCAGUGUGUGCCCUGGUACUGCAGAGGGACAGCCAGUAUAGAGGCUCCCUUUGCUUCUACCACCCAGGACACUGGCUUCCUCUCUCAGGGAUGGACCUGUGACAAAGUCAUACCUGUGGGCAUCAGGCCGCAAAGACUGUUUGUCCUGUGACUCUUGAUAAAGGCUGUUUG
Messenger RNA from Castor canadensis (American beaver), 2797 nucleotides. The record is from RefSeq and is a predicted model, not a curated record. Lineage: Eukaryota; Metazoa; Chordata; Mammalia; Rodentia; Castoridae.